Onychostoma macrolepis is the source of this 6252-nucleotide messenger RNA. RefSeq names its product urotensin-2 receptor (gene uts2r1). The record is from RefSeq and is a predicted model, not a curated record. The transcript is spliced from 3 exons. Gene Ontology annotation, biological process: blood vessel diameter maintenance; neuropeptide signaling pathway; regulation of blood pressure. Bases 615 to 1757 code for a protein of 380 amino acids. Gene Ontology annotation, molecular function: urotensin II receptor activity. Gene Ontology annotation, cellular component: membrane. NCBI's taxonomy places the organism in Eukaryota, Metazoa, Chordata, Actinopteri, Cypriniformes, Cyprinidae.
AAUGAGCUCAGGUAGUAGCUCAUUAGUCAUUCACAAAUAACACAAGCACACACACACAUUUCCAGAAUGCCUCCUCACGCAAUGCAUUUCCCCCCAACCAAUCUCUGUCUUCUCUCCCUCUCCUUUCCUCUCGCCCUCAUCUCCCCUCCCACUUUAUGCUAGUGUGUGAGUAGCUCUCUCUCUUUCUACCCCUCGCAGGCACGCACUCUGUCAGUGGAGGAGAGGGUUUCGAAAUCCAGCUGUAGCUCAAAGUGAUCGCCUCCUUGGGCACAUCCAUCUAAGAGGAUUGUGCCCUUUUUUCUCCUCGUACCACUUUUUUUUCGCUGUUCUGAACCUGUAGGAUUUUACUUAUCUGCCACUCAGGUUUGUGAUAUAGUGAGUGUUCUGCUGAAGAAUAACUGAAGUUUUUCAUACAUGGCUGAAGCACCUGCCUAUGACUCAUUUGUGCUUUUUGUAUUGAUUUGUGUGUCCUAACACACAUGACACAGCUUAAAUCAUUUCUUUUUGGUAUACUGGAAUUGUUUAAUUUUGCCAUACAAGGAUUUCUUGCUGACAACGUGUUAGGAAUCCGAGAGUAAACUCUUAGGAGAAACCAUGAGUUGGACUCAUUAUAAAUGCUAAACGUCUGUUUGCUUGGAGCUACGCCAUCUGAGGAAUCCAAUCAAGAGAUGACCACUGUGUCAAUGGAGCCCAUAGUGGCUAUGGUGGAGAAGGUUUCCAACGUCACUGAGCUUCCAGUUGAAGCUUCUACUGAAGACAUGGCUGCCACCUUCACCAUCGGCACCAUCCUGUCCCUAAUGUGUCUGGUGGGUGUCUCUGGAAAUAUCUACACUCUGGUGGUCAUGUGCCACUCCAUGCGCUCGGCUGCCUCUAUGUACAUCUAUAUCAUCAAUCUGGCACUAGCUGAUCUGCUUUACUUACUCACGAUUCCAUUUGUGGUGUGCACACAUUUCCUGAAGGGCUGGUACUUUGGAGACGCUGGAUGUCGGAUCCUCAUCAGCAUGGACUUCCUUACAAUGCAUGCCAGCAUUUUCACCCUGACUGUCAUGAGCACAGAACGUUACUUCGCUGUCCUCAAGCCUCUGGAUACAGUCAAACGCUCUAAGAGCUACCGAAAAGCAAUCGCCCUCUUGGUGUGGACGGCCUCAUUGAUUCUCACAUUACCCAUGAUCAUCAGCGUCCAGCUGAUGACGGAAAGCUCUAAGCCAAUGUGUCAACCCACCCUGAGCCCUCUCUCAUAUAAAAUCUACAUCUCCUUUCUCUUUGGCACCAGCAUUGUGGCUCCAGGGGUGAUAAUCGGGUACCUGUACAUACGCCUGGCACGAACCUACUGGAUUUCCCAAACUGAGACUUUCAAACAGACCAAGAAGCUCCCAAACCAGAAGGUACUGUAUCUGAUCUUCACUAUCGUGCUCCUAUUCUGGGCUUGCUUCCUGCCUUUCUGGAUCUGGCAGCUUCUAGGUCAGUUUCAGCCCGAGCUGGAUCUCUCCACCAAGGCCAAGCGUAACAUUAACUAUCUGACCACCUGUCUGACCUACAGCAACAGUUGCAUCAAUCCGUUCCUCUACACCUUGCUCACCAAGAACUACAAGGAGUAUCUCCGCAAAAGACAGAGGACGUGGACGGCUGGCAGCUACCUCAACCGACGGAACCGCUUUCAGCGUUCGCCCCGACGUUCCUUGUCCUCCAGCAGCCAGCAGUGCACGGAGAGCUUUGUCCUCGCGCAUACUUCUCGCACCAACAACAGCAGCCUCUGAGGGAUAGACAACUGUCUGCGGCAUGACAAGAGCAAAGCAAGCCAAGACGGCUGGUAUCUCCCUCCUCCAAACAGAAGAGGGAGAGCAAAGGAGGAGUACAGCGGGCAAGAGAAGAAAAGCAAGUCACGGCAUGAGGUGUAUACCCACAUGAAGAGGCCAAUGUGGGGUUGGAGUCACCGCCAUCUCACCUGUUGAUUCGUUUUGAUCUUGGAUGACUUUUAAGAGGGAAAAACCAAUUCCCAGUUCAUCAGUUUUCUCAAACUCUGGGUUAUUAUCACUGUGAACUGGGGAUUUUUUUUUUUUUUUUUGAUCAUCCGUCAAACUUUGUCAUCAAGGACCAAAUUUCAAAGCAGGGCGAUAACCAAGAGAAAAAUGUGACAACUUUCAUCUCCCCUUUCCCAAGUGACUCAAUUUGAUGAGAGUCAUUUCCUUCAAAUAACUGCAAUAGUAGCAAUCAGAAUCCUUCCGAACAUAACUCCUGCAAAAGAUGACAUCAAAAAGGAGGCGUAUUUCCUAGUACGAAAUCUGUUUCUCUCAUAUUUAUGAAAGAGUCUUGCUCUAUUUUAUCUCAUGGGCCGCGUUUGACAUGAAGAUAUUCUAUUUGAUUUGUCUUUGAUGAUUUGAUGAUCUUCAUUGUAGGGUACUAAGUGGCAAUGCAACUAUGGAAAGCCUUCCAGAACACUGCGGAAGGACUUCCAAGUACCCUUUUAUUUUUCAGAACACUGUAUUCCAUUACCCGGACCUGUCAAAUGGAUUCUCUCUGAUCAGUGAGGAUUCUGUCUCCUCCAUCCUAUUUCCUUGAGGCCGACAAGACUGGAGGUUUUACGUUGACCUCAGACUGACCUGAGAGCUGUUUCUCCAAACAACAAUGCAGAGGAUGCUUGGUUUUGACUUCUAAUGAGUUGAACAUUUAUACUUUCCAUACUGACAAGUCAGUACCCAUCCAUAUGGAAGGCCGUACAGAUACAGGAUACACACAAUGUGCACAAAAUGACUUCAAUUUCAUGACUCCAAAGGAAUAGAUUAUUUAUCUUAAUGCACAAUGGCAAAAUGGCACUUAUUAUUGUUGGACUCUGUAUUUGUUUUACACAAAAGAUAAACAGGAAAGUACUGCCCAAAGUCUGUGUGUUGCUUUGGUUUGUUGAAUCCGAGGAAGGCCUAUUUUGUUUUUGUACAGAGAGCUCAAACGUACUUGGUAACACGUUAUAAUAAGGGUCAAUUUGUUAAAAGUGUUUCACAAUUCGCAUUAGGGAUGCAUUAACUAUCAUAAACUAAUGAUAAACAUAAUGCAUUUAUUAAUAUAUCUAGAUUAAUGCUAAUUUAAUUAUUAAAAUAUUGACAUGCAGUUGUCAUUACGUUGCAACAUGUUAGAAUUUAACAUCAAACUAUAUUAAUAAAUGCUGUAAAAAUAUUGUUCAUUGUUAGCUCAUGAUACCAAUGUAUUAACUAAUGCUGAAGAUUAUUGUAAAGUGUUACCAUGUACUUAAUGUCCGUGUUGUAUUUUAUAUUAAUUUUGGUUACACUUUAUUUUAAGGUGCCCUUGUAAUUAUACAUUUAAGUACUGAGUAAUAUUAAUUAACUACAUGUACUUACAGUAUGGUUAGGGUUAGGAUUAGGGUUGGAUUUAGAGUUACUUGCAUGUAAUUAUGCAUAAUUUAUUGUUAUUUUAAUAGUAAGUACAUGUAACAUGUAACAAGGACACCUUAAAAUAAAGUGUUACCUUAAUGUUUUUAUGGGCAGAUUGCUUGUUGUAAAUAUUACAGCUAUAUGUUAUUUAAAAUUUUGCAUAUAUCUGUGUUUACACAAAAGCUAAUGGCAAUCAAAGAUCAGGUGAAGUAGUGAAAUGUGUAUUAUAUGAAAUAUAAAAAAAAUUACAAAGAAAUUUUUUUUGCACCUAUUGCAACAUAACACACAAAGAGAAAAAAAAAAGAAAAAAUCAGUGUGUAAAUCAGAGGGAAAUGCUUUCCACAGAGCAAGUGAAUUAGCUCCAAGGUUGCAUUUUGUACCUCAAGGGAGAAUAAGUUGGUUCCAAAUGACUAAAACAGUACACUUUUUUGACUGCUGUGUAACAAGUUAAUUUAUUUCUAAUAUAAAUUUUGUAAUGGACAUGCUGUCGGAAGAUGAUUUAAUGUGCAAAAACAAACAACCAGAGGCAAUUAAAAAUGCAAGGCAUGAAUGUAAAAACAAUGUUAUUUUUGAAGUGGUUUGGUUGAGGCCUACACAGAUGUUUCGACAAUAUGGUUUUUCUAGGUGUCUUUGUUUUGCUAUUGUGAUGUGGUGAUGCUGUUUUUUCACAUUUGUCACUAUUUAGUCUAUGUGCAAUUGCAUAAUUUCUCAUUGUAGUUUAUUUAAAAGACCCAAUGAUGCUUGCUGAGCAAUGUACCUUACAUGCACUCAAUAAAACAUGUUCAGUAAACAGCGGCAGUAUUGAAACUUUAACAUUUUUUUUUUAAUUAUUACUCAUUUUACAUUAACUUAAUUAUUAUUAUUAUUAUUUUUGUGUGUGUGUGGUAAAAAAAGCUGUUUAAUAAAGGCAGUAAUUGACUGUUAGGUCUUUGAACAUACUGAAAUAUAAUUAAUUCCAUGCUGGACCGGUAGUUUGCUGCCAUUAAAGUACAAAAGAUACCCAUGCCUUGAAAUGGCAGCUCCGAAUUAAAAGCUUUUGUUUUGGAAAUGUUAUUGCUGCAAUGAACUGCCAUUCAGAUUUCACAGGAGACUUAAUGAGCCAGAUGUUUCAGCAGAUGUUGUCAUUAAAAACUUGGAGAUCACAACGGAAAUAUUGCUGUUUUAUCCACUAAUGUGAUUGACACUAAUAUUAGCAGUUUUUUCAUUAAUUAUAAUGUUAGUCUGAAGAAAUGUUGAGUGCCAGUUUUCAUAUUAAAGCCUAAUUUUUGCACAGAUGAUUCAAAUUGAAGACAUGUAUGGCCAAAAUCCAUGUUAAAAACAACCCAAUUAGUGGUUUAUUAACACUUUUUUUUAUAUCGUUAUAGAUUUCCAAAGAUGUUUAUCUUUAAAGAGUGUUUAUAACACUAUCAUUACACCUAUACUACAUUUAGAAAUAUGCAGUAAAUUUGAUUUAAAUGCUCAAAUUCUAAUUAAGACUAUGUAUACCUAGUAACUAGAGUAUGCCUAUGUAACAUUAACAAUGAAUCAUGUAUCCAUAACAUAUUUUUUUAAAGGGUCUGAAAUGGGUAUCAUAUUAAUAACAAUGAAAAACCAUUAUAUGUGUGUAAUUCUAGGAAUCUAUGUUUCCAGGUAAAGUACUGACAAUGCCCAUUCGAUUUUCCAAUGCUGACGUAAAUAUGCAAUUAGUCAUAUCAUUUUCUUAGAAGAAUAAAUAAAAUAAAAAAAUCAUUGUGUAGUAUAACCCUGUGUGGAAGUGUUACAUUUCAAAUCUGAAGCUAUUGUUUUCUUAUUAAGAUAAGGUUAAGUCACCUGUGAAAUGCAUCAGCCACCAAAAGAAUUGCAGUGCAGAGUGGCCAAAUAGCACAAAAAUAAAGAGGGAAGCAAGAAGCCUGCACACAAAUAAGAUAGUAUUUUUCAUUUUUCAGUAAAUGCACUGAAUUUGCAUCUAUAUAUAUUAACCAAGUAUGCAUGCAGUAAUUGACACUAUUGUUUUGCUUGAGACCCCUAUAACACCCCUUCUUUCUUCCUUUCCUCCUUUCCUGAAAUGCUCAUUGAUACAUACACACUGUCACCGACGUAUAUUUGUCACAUACAUAUUAAUCUGCAUUGUUAAUCCUUUUGAUCUUUUAUUUUAAAAAUUCACAAAAAUCUAACCUUUCAUUGGAUAAUAAGAAUUUAAAAUGGGGGAAAUAUCAUGAAAUAAAUGUUUUUUCUCAAAUACACGUUGGACACAAUUAUUGGCACCCCUAGAAAUUCUUAUGAAGACAAUAUCUCUGAUAUUCCCAUUCAUAUUCACAAUUUUGAGCACUCCAGGGUGAUUAUGAACAUGAAAUUAUCCAGCCAUGGCUUCCUGUUUCACAGAAAUAUAAAUAGGAGGGAAAACAAAGCCCAAAUUUCCUUAAUCAUCCAUCACAAUGAGAAAAACCAAAGAAUACAUUUCUGAUGUGCAGCAAACGAUAAUUGAGCUUCACAAAUUAGUGAAGUGGCUUUAAGAAAAGAGCUAGAGCAGUGAAAAUUCCCAUUUCCACCAUCAGGGCAAUAAUUAAGAAUUUCCAAUCAACAUAAAAUGUUACGAAACUGCCUGGAAGAGGACGUGUGUCUAUAUCGUCCUAAUGCACGGUGAGAAGGAGAGUUUGAGUGGCUAAAGACUCCCCAAGGACCACAGCUGGAGAAUUGCAGAAAAUAGUUGUUUGGGAGGGUUUCAAGAAAAAUUAUCCUAGCUCAUCCAAAAACAAACUCCAGCAUAUUCAGUUAUCAGACACGACUGGAACUUCAAAUGGGACUGGCUUCUAUGGACAGAUGAAACUAAAAAAUGAGCUUUUUAGCAGCAAACACUCAAGAUGGGUUUGGUGAACACAGGGAUAAAAAG